CACACGUCAACAGGUGUAUCUGAUUUUGAUAGACGAUAAGUCAAAAUUGGGUUUUUAUUUGACUUUUACAGAUAGCCGCCUCACCCGAAAAUCAAGAGCCCUUCUGAUCGGCGGCACUGCCGGCGGAGCCGUUAUUAGGGGGUGAUUGUUGAACCAAUCCAAUCAUUUUUUGUCGAAAAUGGUGAGGAGUUGCAUUCAAUCGUUGCUGAAACUGGUCAAUUCGUUCAUCGGAAUGUUAGGGAUCGCGAUGAUCAUUUACGGCUUGUGGAUGAUUAGGGCUUGGCAGCAGCAAAUGGACGGCUCAGAUUACCCUACUCCAUGGUUCAUAUACGCCACACUUGGACUUGGUGCAACUUUGUGUAUGAUCGCGUGCUCCGGUCACAUCGCCGCAGAGACUGCAAACGGAUGUUGCCUCUAUUGCUAUUUGGUCUUUAUCUUUUUGCUUUUGAUGGUGGAAGGUGCGGUCACAACCGAUGUAUUUCUAAACCGGAAUUGGGAGGAGGACUUUCCAAAAGAUCCAAGUGGGAAUUUCCACGAGUUUAGGGAUUUUAUUAAGGAGAAUUUCGAUAUAUGCAAAUGGGUCGGCUUGUCCAUUCUUGGUGCUCAGGGGUUGUCUAUAUUUUUGGCACUCAUUCUCAAAGCUCUUGGGCCAUGGCCAUAUCAUGAAAUGAUUUUUGAUGUGGACAAUCAGGUUGUUACAUGGUAACAUGGAAACAUGUUGUGGGAGCUUCGGGAAGAUUCGUUAUCUGGUUUAAGUGUGAAAUGAAAGAUGUUUUGUUCGUGGAAAGGUUAAAUAGAAUUUAUUCAAAUAUUUUUAGUGUAAAAUGCUGUUGAUUAUUUAUUAUAUAUAGGGAAUUAAAAUUGAGGUAGCAAUUAGCGUUCUGUUAUAUCAUUUUUUUUGUUCGUUUGAAAAAGGAGAAUUAGUUGUUUAAACAUGUGGGUUUAUUUUGCAUAAUUAGACAUCUG
Lactuca saligna is the source of this 966-nucleotide messenger RNA. NCBI's taxonomy places the organism in Eukaryota, Viridiplantae, Streptophyta, Magnoliopsida, Asterales, Asteraceae. The record is from the annotation of a GenBank genome assembly.